Myxocyprinus asiaticus (Chinese sucker) is the source of this 3569-nucleotide messenger RNA. Its product is annotated as protein DDI1 homolog 2-like. The coding region runs from base 619 to 2397 and encodes 592 amino acids. NCBI's taxonomy places the organism in Eukaryota, Metazoa, Chordata, Actinopteri, Cypriniformes, Catostomidae. The record is from RefSeq and is a predicted model, not a curated record. Gene Ontology annotation, biological process: proteolysis. Gene Ontology annotation, molecular function: protein binding; aspartic-type endopeptidase activity. The transcript is spliced from 2 exons.
UGCAUGAUAUGAAAUGGCCUGGCUAAUUGGUUGUUAUCAGAUCUAGGAAUUUGGAAUGUUGAUGCAAGGCAUUAAUCCUCAUUGGUGGUUUAUUGUAGAACUAUGAUCAUUUCCUUGUUUGGGAUUGAGCAGACUAUAACAAUUCAUAAAGAAUACUGAUAGUAUUCAAAAACCUGAGGAAAUAAUUUAUAAAGAAAAGAUCCUUGCAUUUGUAUAGUUUGUUUGUCCUGGUUGCUGUGUAUAACCAGUUACUCACCCAGUUCACAAGGUGGUGUACAAUGUGUGCCAGUCAAAAGUAACACUGAUAGCACUAUCAAUGAGAAAAUAAACCAUGAGUUAAAACGUUGGAAUUUCCAAAACAAUGGUCCAGAACAUAUUAAUCAUAUUGAAGAUUAAACCGUUUAGACAUGGUGAAAAAAUGGCAUUUCCACUAUCGACUUUAUCUAGAAAUUAAAGCCUUUAUACCUUUUAUACCUCAAUUUGCAUGCUUUAGAGUAGUGUGUUUGUUAAUAUCUGGAAGAGUAGGAGACUCUUAGAAGACAGAACCAGAAUACCUUUAAAUGGUGGUAGGUUGGAGUUAUGUGUGCUGAAUACCACCUUGUGUAACUUAUGUGAUUAAUGGGUGCAUGCUUCCUGUCUCUCUCACUUUCUCUGAAUGCAUUUUUACUCAUUUUCUACCUCUUAUUGCAUGAAAUGUGUGGUGUGUGCCCUAACUAUGAGCAGGACAGAACUGAUGUCAUACGGACAGACAGCUGGAGAGGGCUUUUCAUACCAGAUAUUGAAGAUGGAACAACUACCUCACCACAAUCCCUGCCAUUCACAUCACCAUCUUCCACCUCAAGUUAUCCACAUAGUCUCACCCUGGAUCGUUCCAAGUCUGCCCCAGCUUCUAUAAACCAGGGAGCAUCUCCAGUUGAAAUUCCCCAACCAGAUAUAUGCCACCCAUAUUCCACACAGGAGUCAACUGAAUCCUCACCACUUCCACCCCUGAAAGUGGGAGAACCCUUUCCAGAUCCCCCCGAUGGCACCUUCAGCCCUCAGUCCCAAGUAUUGGCUGAUUCCAACUCCUCUUGCGUAAAGACAACAGAUGCUCCCAACACAAGCACUCUUCCCUCUCAGGAACCAUUCUGUAGUACUGUGUCUGAGAACAAUGAAGUGACAGGUGGCAUCAUUACAGGAGAUUCUGACAGUCAGAUAGACACAGUUAUGAGGAACAAUAUCAUGUCCUCUGGGACUGUAGCAGCAGAAUCCCCCUUUACUCUCUUUAACCCAACCACUCAGAUUCAAGCAUUCGAUCAGGAAGUGGACAUGGAUGUUUCUUCUAAUGCAAAACAAGAAGUUGGCAAUGACUUUCCGGAACAGUUUCAGAGAGAGCACAGCAGUGUGAUGGAAGAUGUUUCAGGGGCUCAACCACAAUUCAUGCCUGUUCCAGACUUGAAACUUCAACCCUGUCAUGCAAAGCCAGCCACUUCUUCCGGGUGCUCUCCUGCCCAUUCAGACUCUGAAAUGAGUAUGGACCGUGUAAUGCCCUCUGAGAGAGACCAACUGGAAGCAGAUAAUGCCCCAUCCCUGGCUCAGGCUCUUAAAGAGCUACAUAAACUUCUGAUGUCUAACAGCUGUCCUCCAGUAUGUGAAAGGAGCCCUCUGUCUGACGCCAAUGCUCCAACACCCAGCCAGGAUACUGAUGAGGUGGAACAGGAUCCUACUUCAAGAAACCAUAACACUCUGAACCCAACUGUUGACUCAUCCUCUACUGCCACAGCAAAUGACAUGGAGGACAGUGUUGCCAAAGCUGACUUGACUUCUCAAUUAGUGUGGGAUACUUCAGACUUGCCAACAUCAAGCAAUUCAAGACAUCCAGAGAACCAAACUACUAGUCUGGUAGAUCCUGGAAAGAAACAAGGGAUUCAGUGUUCUUAUACCCCUGAGGGAAACCAGGCUCAGGGAGUUGGUGAUGAGGGAGGUAAUGGGUCAGCGUUAUCAGAGAUAUUGUCUUUCCAGGAAGAUCUUGAGUUUAGAGAAACCCCUGAGGUUCAGAAAGGGCUGGACAUUGCAGACGGAAACACUUCAGGCAUUGACAUCUCCAACUCAGCCAACCCAUCUCAGCAGUGCCCCCUUUCUGUAGCAGCUGGCUCAUCAACUGAUUCCAGCCUUGGGCCUGUUGCGUCACCUGAUCCUCAAAAGCAAGCCCCUGAGAUGGAUACUCUUUUCCUUGGAGACUCCAUCCAGCCUUCAACACAGCCCUCAAUGGGACAAUUUCCACUAGAGCACAUUCAGAGGAUCCAAGCAUCAGGUUUCUCAGCCCGUGAGGCUGCUGAAGCACUGGAACAGGCUCAAGGCAUUGUGGAGCUUGCCUUACUGGUGUUGCUAGCAAGAACGAUCACUGUGCCCACCUAGACCCCAAAUCAACCUGCUGUGGUGGCAUCAGUUAACAUUUGAUCCCUUUUAUCAUCACAUGAUUUUCCUUUAGCAGUCCUCAUUGUUUUGUACUUUAUGGUCUUAUUCUAGCUCUGUACUUUGCCAACAUACAAAAUGUAAAAAAAAAAAAAUUCUAAGAAGCUGGUCAUAUCUCCCUUUCAACAAAACAAUGAUGGCUAUGCAGUCUUUUUAAAAAGUUUUGCAUGUUGCCUCAAAAGUUUCUUAAUGGAUUGCUGGUUUUAUUGGUUUUGGUUAAAUGCGUAUGAUAAAUUGACAGACAUUUUACAUAAAUAGUUCAGUAAUAAAUUGUUGGGUUGUAGUGAACAUGAUCUUCUGCCUUGUCAGAAAUAGACCUGUUUCCAUUCAUCCAACUACUGCAUGGUUUUAAAUCUCAAAAGUGAUUUUGUGCCUGAUGUUUACUUGCCCUCAAUAGAAACUUCUGAAGCAUUUAAGUUAGUUUAUUUAGUACCAGUAUGAUCAAGAGAGUAAACCGGUAGAGCACACAUUGCAGACUCCACUUCCCAAUUGAAUUGGCAAUGUCUAAACAUCUCUGAGGCCAUUUUCACUUUAGUUGUUUUAUUUGAUAGUUGCCAAUCCUGUAUAACUUGACAUGUUUUUAAUACUAGGUUGCCUUUGGAAAUUAUUAAAGAGUAGACUUUUAAAUACCAUGAUCUUUAUAUGUGUUCAUAGUCCAUCAUUCAACAAUAGUGGUCAGUGAUUUGUGAAGGAUGUAUGAACAAAUAUGAAAGGGAAGGUCUGAUGCAUUACCAAACAGUUUGGUCAUCAGCCUUUUUAUUGGAAUCAGGAUUUUGUGGUGGUAUUUUAAAUUGUGUUUUUGAGUGAAAUAAAACUGACAGAAAGAGAUUUUUUUUUUUGCCCAUCUGCCCUCCGAGCAGCUACCACUACAUUUUGUUGAGCUGUCUAUUUUAAUUCUCUUAUUUUUUGUCCAUUGUCUAAAUACUUUUGAUUUCGGUGUAAAGUCCUGACAUGCCCUUCCCAGCUGUCUGUGAUCUGUUGUGAUGCCUACCCUCUUGUCAUUUUUUAAUUGUCAUCUUUGGGUCAUAUAUCAAAAGUGUUCAAACUAUUUGAAAUACUCAGUUUCAUCUUGUAUACAGUUUAAAAACCAAAUAAAAUGAAAAAGUGAUUCUUUA